Molecule: messenger RNA, 2911 nt
Organism: Lycium ferocissimum
Lineage: Eukaryota; Viridiplantae; Streptophyta; Magnoliopsida; Solanales; Solanaceae
Product: phosphate transporter PHO1 homolog 9-like
Exons: 13
Coding region: 329-2671 (780 amino acids)
Biological process (GO): phosphate ion transport; cellular response to phosphate starvation
Cellular component (GO): Golgi apparatus; plasma membrane; cytoplasm
Molecular function (GO): inositol hexakisphosphate binding
Source: RefSeq, a predicted model, not a curated record
UGAUAUUCUGGGUUGGUCCUCCUACCAUUCUUAACAUUAGAAGAAGAAAAAGUCUUAAACUAUCAAGAGACAGAGAAGAUAUUGAUUUUACGAAGACUAUUUUUAUUCAUAAGUUUGUAUUUUCUACGACAUUCUUGGAAAUUGUACUAGUUUUGGCGACCCUUUAACAACUUGAUUGUUGACCAUUUCUCCAAUCACGCGCUACAAGCCAAACCCAACAUUCUUAUUUAAAGCUCAGUCUUUCCAUGUUGGAUUUGGUAAAACAGAAAAAGUUCACUUUUUCUUAAGAAAAAAGAACAGAUCUUUGGAUUAAUCAGCUGUGAUAAAGAUGAAAUUUGGGAAAGAAUUUGCUUCCCAAAUGGUCCCAGAAUGGCAAGAAGCUUAUAUGGAUUAUAAUAAGCUCAAGAGGCUUUUGAAAGACAUCUUGGAUUUCAGGCAGAAGAAUGCACCAUCAUCAGAAUUUGCAUCCACACAAAAAGGCUCUUUACAGAAAAGGAUAUCUAUGUACAGAGCUUUUAGUGGAUUACAAAGUAGAUUAAGUUUCAAAGGUUCUUCUGGGAAUAAUAAUAACCAUGAAGAUGAAGUUAUUUUAGUGAACUCAGUGCAGCAAGAAGGCUCCCAAGGCCACCAUCAAACUAGGUUUCUUAUGUCAUCUGAAGCAGGUGGAGAAUAUGAGAUGGUUUUCUUUAAAAGACUUGAUGAUGAAUUCAACAAGGUGCUAACUUUUUACAAGAAAAAAGUAGGGGAAGUGAAGGCUGAGGCUGAUUUGUUGAGUAAGCAAAUGGAUGCACUUAUUGCACUAAGAAUCAAGGUUGAUAAGCCUUCAAUUGAUAUGGAAAGUGCACAAGUGAUGGAUCCUUCAACGACUGAUAGUACCUUAACUCCAGCAUCAGUGGUUCCUAUUCAUUUGAGAAGUCUAAGGUCACAUAUGGAAGCAAUUCAAGAAGUUGAGAUGAUUAGUGGAGAAAUUCUGGAAGAUGAAUCAACAUCAGGGAAAAAAGAUACAACAAAGAUGAAUCCCAUGGGUUUUAGGCCUGCUCCAGUAGAGAUUUUGGACAAUGUAAGUAUCAAUAUUGAACCCGAAACACCUGUCUCGACUUUAAAAAAUGCGAUCAAGACUUCAAAAUCUCAAUUAUCAUUCAGCAAAGAAGAGCUCAGAAAGGCCGAAGAACAAAUAAGUAAGGCUUUUGUUGAGUUUUAUCGAAAGCUUAGACUUCUAAAAAACUACAGUUUCUUAAAUGUGUUGGCAUUUUCCAAGAUCAUGAAGAAGUAUGAUAAGAUCACCUCAAGGAAAGCUUCUAAAUCAUACUUAGAUAAGGUUGAUGAAUCUUAUCUUGGUAGCUCAGAUGAGGUAAAUAAGCUCAUAGAAAGAGUGGAGGCCACAUUCAUAAAGCAUUUUGUCAAUGGAAAUCGAAGGAAAGGAAUGAAAUAUUUAAGACCACAAGCUAAAAGAGAAAAACAUAGAGUAACAUUUUUCGUGGGUUUGUUCUCUGGCUGCUCAAUAGCAUUAGUGGCAGCUAUUGCUGUAUCAAUACAUGCAGGAAACCUUCUAAAGCACGAGGGUCGUGGACAGUAUAUGGAAAACAUAUUUCCACUCUACAGUCUAUUUGGAUUCAUUGUCCUGCAUAUACUCAUGUACGCGGGGAACGUAUACUACUGGAAGCGUUUUCGGGUCAAUUAUUCCUUCAUAUUUGGCUUCAAGCCAACAGCGCUAGGUUACAGACAAGUUCUCCUCCUUGCUUCUGGUCUUUCAGUACUUGCAUUGGCUGCUGCACUCUCCCACCUGGAUAUGGAUAUGGAUCCGAAAAUACGAAGGUUUGAGACAGGGACUGAGCUGAUCCCACUUGCCCUUGUGAUUGUCCUGCUUCUAAUAACUUUUUGUCCUCUGAACAUCAUAUAUCGUUCAAGUCGUUUCUUCCUUAUAAGAUGUGCCUGGCACUGUCUAUGCGCUCCCCUUUAUAAGGUUACUCUACCAGAUUUUUUCUUGGCAGAUCAAGUUACCAGCCAGGUUCAGGCAAUUAGAAGUUUGCAAUUCUAUGUCUGCUACUAUGUGUGGGGCAACUUCAGGACAAGAUCAAAUAAAUGUCAAGAAAGCAGUGUUUAUCAAAUCUUAUACAUAGUCGUCGCAAUUAUUCCCUUUUGGUCUCGGUUUAUUCAGUGCCUUCGUCGUUUAUUUGAAGAGAAAGAUUCGAUGCAGGGGCUUAAUAGCCUCAAAUAUUUCUCAACUAUUGUUGCUCUAGUGAUGAGGACACUUUAUGAUCAGAAAAGAGGAACCUUUUGGAGAGUAAUGGCCGCAUCAACUUCAGGAAUUACUACAGUUGCAAACACUUACUGGGACCUUGUCAUAGAUUGGGGUCUACUGCAAAGGAAUUCCAAUAACCGUUGGUUGAGAGACAAACUUGUUGUGCCACACAAGAUGGUCUACUUUGUUGCCAUUGUUCUUGACAUUAUUCUGAGACUAGUAUGGAUGCAGUUGGUUCUAGAUAUUCAAGAACUACCAUUUCUGCACAAGAAAGCAUUUGCUGCAGUUGUUGCCUGUUUGGAAAUCGUUCGCCGAGGCAUAUGGAACUUUUUCAGGUUGGAAAAUGAGCACUUGAAUAAUGUUGGGAAAUACCGUGCCUUCAAGUCUGUACCACUGCCUUUUAACUACGAUGAGGACAAGAGUAUGUAAAAGGAAAUCAAAGGGAACCACAGCACUCAACAAUCAAAAUGAUUUUUCUGUUCUCUUGGUUCCCCUUUCUUGUAUAAUUCUUUGAUUCGUUUGUCAAUGGUGUUUAUAAAUAUAAUUUUGUUCGUGAAAUUAUACAGCGAACCUGUCAAGGUAUAGGACAAAAAAAUGUAAGUCUCAAAAACACUUGCUCAUAAAAAGUCUCAAGGAAAUCGUGCUUGAUAAUUUGGUUGAUUCUCCUUA